AGAGUUGCGUCCGAAAUCGAAUACUUCCCUACUAUAUAGUAUGCGAAAAACAGUACGCGAGCAGAGUAGUAUGUCCGAAAUCAUAGAAUUCGAAAAACAGUAGGCGAAAAGUACCCGGAUGACCUACUUCUUCCGGCGAGAUUCCGAAGUGCGCAUACGAUGGACACUUUACUAUCCCAUGAUGCCACGGGGAAGGAGUUUUCGUCGUUAUAUUUGAAAAUGGCGGAAAUGGCGGAAAGCGGAGACGCGGCUCUAUUCAAGUGGACUGAUGAACACACCCGUGUUCUUAUACAGUGGAGAGUGGCUAAUGAAGCCCUCUUCACUGGAAAAAGAAAUGCAGCAAUUAAAGGUUUUGAAGUUUUUAUCACAGAGCAAAGGCUGGAGGGCAAAAUGUCUGCUCUUCAGAUCAAAAAAAAAUGGGAGAACCUGAAACAAAAAUAUAAAGAUCUGAAAUGUCCACAGACUGGGGUGAGCACUGAGGAUGGGGGGGUUACAGCAGCAUCCUGGAAAUGGUAUUCUGCCAUGGAUGAGGCAAUAGGGGGCAGACCCUCCAUCACACCACCCACCCUUAUUGCCUCAUCUGGCCCGGAUGUUGCUGUUACCUCUCCAUCCUCAGUGAGGUUAGAACGUGAAAGAGUAGGGAGGAAAAGGAAAGAUUUUGAGGAGUUGAUUCGAGAGAUGGAGGAGAGGGAAGCUGAAAGAGAAAGAGAUGCCAUUGAAAGGGAGGAGAGGCGAUGGAGAGAGAUGGAGGAAAAGGAGGAAAGAAAAGAAAGAGAACGAAGAGAGCAUGAGAAGAGACUAGAACAGGAGGCCAGAGAAAGAGAAGAAAGAAGAGACCGAGAAGUGAGAGAGAGAGAAAGGGAGACAAAAGAGAGAGAGGAAAGAUUUCUUCAGCUCUUAGAAAUAAUUGCAAAAAAAUAAAGGAAUCAAAUGGUACACACUCUCUUUAAUUUAUUUGUUAGUAAGUUCACUGUGUCAUGCUGGUUUUGCAAGUUUAUUACAAAACACUUAAUUCCCAGGGAUUUGCAGUAGCUAGAUUGCCAGUUGUAAAGUGCUUAAUAUGUGGCAUUGAGUAAUUAAUAUUUUUUAAGUGAUUUGUAUGUGUAUUUUGUAGCAGAUUCCAGAUGGUUUUUGAAACAAGUGCCGCACUGUAGAUAAAUGCCCACACACUCCAGACACCGGUAAAAUGUAUUUGUUUUAUUUUUGUGUAUUUAACUUUUAAAUGGAUACACAAUACAAAGCUUAAAACAAAAUCACAUAAUUUUGGCAAAGUAGUAUAAUAGAGC
Messenger RNA from Carassius gibelio (silver crucian carp), 1286 nucleotides. RefSeq lists its product as uncharacterized. The coding region runs from base 160 to 921 and encodes 253 amino acids. The transcript is spliced from 4 exons. NCBI's taxonomy places the organism in Eukaryota, Metazoa, Chordata, Actinopteri, Cypriniformes, Cyprinidae. The record is from RefSeq and is a predicted model, not a curated record.